Messenger RNA from Pelagomonas calceolata, 1128 nucleotides. Lineage: Eukaryota; Pelagophyceae; Pelagomonadales; Pelagomonadaceae. The record is from the annotation of a GenBank genome assembly.
GAUUCCUUAAGACCCUCUAUUCACAGAUUCCCUUUGGCGCACGGGCACGUGCCGAAAUUUGACGACUGGUCCCCGAAAGUCGGCAUGAGUCCGCGCGUUGCCACUGAAAGCAGCACAUAAAAACGCUCCGCAGCGAGGCAAACGCCUAGCGUUUUGCAAAAAUCAUGAAGGGCGGGUUCGACAUGUACCGCAAAGUAACGCCAGACCUGGUGGUCGCUACUUUUAGGGGAGGCGUAUUCUCGCUCAUAGCUGUAGCAUUAAUGGGUUGCCUGGCCUUUGUGGAGACGUGGGCGUUUAUUGGCACCGGCGACAUACGGGAAAUAAUCGACGUCGAGCUAGGAGUGUCUCCCGCCAGGAUCAACAUCGAGGUGGAAUUCCCUCGCUUGAACUGCGACGAUGCUGCCGUCGAACUAUGGCGGGGGAAGUCGCGGGCGGCCACGCACGGGUUGGAGCGCACGUUGCGCGUGUGGCGGUUUGAUGACGCGACGAAACGCUCCCAUCCUUAUAGAAAGAUACCCGAGGGCGCUAAAAAAGUGGACCACGAGGUAGGCGACUCCAUGGGUGGAUGUAAACUGAAGGGCUAUAUUGCCUACGAGCACACCUCUCCUGGAACUGUCGCGAUUUCGGCCCCGGCCGGCUCCGACUUGUCGCACCACGUCGUCGACUUUACCUUUGGCAUGCCGUUGACGCAGAAUCAAGCGCGCUCUUUGAAAUCUUUACCAGAAAGGUAUUCCAAAGUAGUCGCCUCGACGCUGCAGCGAAUCCGGUACGAGUCGCCGUCGCGUGACAAGGUCUUCCAUCACUUCGUGCACGUCGUCCCAACGAAGUACCAACUGGCAAAACGGAAAGGUUUCACGGCCUUCCAGCUGUUACAUCAGUCCCAUCUGAGUCAUAUGGACGGCGCGCAGGAGGCCAUGACGCGCUUCGGGUUUGACAUCUCGCCCAUGACCGCUCUGGUCUCAAAUCGCAGCGCGAAGCGGUGGUACGACUUCCUGACCUCACUACUGUCGAUCAUCGGCGGCGCGUUCACCGUCGUGUCGCUGCUGGAGCGGGGGGCGGCGGCGCUCGGCGGCUAGGACGCCUGCUGGGGCUCGUGCGGGGUAAGCCAAGUAAAAGCUAGUACCUGUC